Carassius auratus (goldfish) is the source of this 667-nucleotide messenger RNA. RefSeq names its product protein DEPP. Gene Ontology annotation, cellular component: mitochondrion. The coding region runs from base 112 to 504 and encodes 130 amino acids. Lineage: Eukaryota; Metazoa; Chordata; Actinopteri; Cypriniformes; Cyprinidae. Gene Ontology annotation, biological process: regulation of autophagy. The record is from RefSeq and is a predicted model, not a curated record. The transcript has 2 exons.
GGCCUAUAAAAGGCGGUGAGCUGCCUCUAAACCAGAUCAAACCAAACACAGUCUCAGACACAGCCACUGCAAAACAAUCAACACUGCGAUCCUACAAGCUCGUCCUACAGGAUGAAACCCAGAAGAUUACUCUUGUCUGUGGCUCCUCUACCGACAAUAACAGAGUCACGUGAGGACCUCUCGCAGUCCCUGGAGGAAUACAUGAACUCCAUCAAGGAACUUGCCCAGCCUGCUUGUGGUCCUUUGAGGAUAUCCAGGACUCAGAGACGUAAGCCCAUGGGGAAGCAAGCUGGUACUAUCUCAGCAUCACGCAGCACUUGCCGGGCUCUGCAGCCCCGCCGCGCUUCGCUGGGUCUGGACGAGGCCAUGCUGAGGUUCAACAGUCAGAUGGACCGGGGCUCUAAAGACCCACUGGACUGGCUGUUUGCACAGACACACUUACAGUCACAUGGAGAGGAUUUACGCAGGACAGACAGUGCACCUGCUGCUUUGUGGUUACUCUAAUGAGCCAAAGCCUAAUGUCACGUUGAUGAAAGGAAAACACUGAACGAGUGAUGGAUGAGCUCAAGAGGAUCUCAUGAACUGAACUUUUUAAUUUAUUGUCUGUAUAGAUUUUUUGUACAAAGAUGCUAAUGUUAAAUGUAAAGUCAUGGUUUUCUGUUAUGUU